UUCUCAGAAAAUGUUUGUCAUAUUUGGUUUUCUGUUAACGAUUGGAGUGGGCUGCUGUAUGAAGGAUCAGAACUUUGAGAUAAAGUAUGUUGAUAUUAAACAAAAUGUGACUUUUACAUGUCCUCGUGAGUCUGAGGGCAAAGCAUUGCUUUGGAUCAGAAUCAUUUCUGGUCACAAGCCUGAAUUCUUGGGAGGAACACUAAUUUUUGAUUCAAGUGAAGUUAAUCAGACUCCUCAUUUUACAACAAAACAAGGACCUGGAACUUUUAUUCUGAACAUUAAUCAAACUCAGAUCAACGACACUGGACUUUACUAUUGCAUCCAUACCAUCAACUGGACGAACAUGACUUUUUUGAAAGGAAUAUUUCUCAAGAUUAAAGGACCCAAAUCUUUCGUCUCUGGCAUCAUUCAAGCUCCUCCGUCUGCUGCGGUCCAUCCAGGAGAGUCGGUGUCUCUGCAGUGUUCGGUCCUCUCUGACUCUGAGAAGAAAACAUGUUCAGAAGAUUACAGAGUUCACUGGUUCAGAGCAGGAUCCCAUCAAUCUCACCCCAGUUUCCUUUAUACUCAUGGAGCCAAUGCAGAGUGUGGAAACUCUUCCCAGAAAUGUUUCUAUAACUUCUCUAAGAAGGUCAGUGUCUCUGAUGCUGGUACUUAUUACUGUGCUGUGGCUGCAUGUGGAGAGGUCAUGUUUGGAAAUGGAGCAAAAGUAGACAUUAUAGAGCACAACACCAGAACUCUGAUCAAUACAGUUAUCGCUCUUUGUAUUGUCUGUGCUGCUUUGGCGGCAAGUUUGACUGUUUCACUGUACCUCAUUUGGACCAAUAAGAAGAAGGAUUCUCACAGUGAUGCUGAACGAGUAAGCAGUGAUCAGCAGAGUGAUGAAGCUUCAUUGACCUAUUCGGCACCAACCUUCAGCAGGAGAAAAGAUAAAACCGAAAGAGGAAACACACACUCGGCUCAGAAAGAGACGAUCUACACUGACGUGCGUUUUCACUACUGAAAAAAGUGCACUCUCAACCUGCUCAGUCAUGUGGAUGAGAUAUAUAUUCAAAAGAGCUGAUUGAAGAUAUUGCGAUAAAGUUACAAGUAAGACUCAAGUUCAAGUUAAAUUUACACAAUGUAAAAUACUUUUACAAGUGAUUCAUAUAAAUUUCUAUUCAAAUCAUCAAUGUUCACAAAUAACUGCAUACGACUUGAAUUUAUGUCUGAAAUUAUAAUGAAAUAAUGAUAUUAAACUUUAUUGAAUUGUAUUUUUGCUCGAUUGUGAUUAUCAUGCUGAUUUUGAGGUAAUUUCUCCAUAAAACUGAAUCCACUGUCAAGUUUUAACAUUCACCCAUAUUUUGUUUUCAUUGAUUGCUUUUUCUUGACAUUUGUGACGGUUUGUUUUGUUAAAAUGACAGUUUUAUUUAAACUAGUCAUGUUUGUUGUGA
Messenger RNA from Salarias fasciatus (jewelled blenny), 1430 nucleotides. RefSeq lists its product as uncharacterized. Gene Ontology annotation, biological process: response to bacterium. Bases 11 to 1000 code for a protein of 329 amino acids. The transcript has 6 exons. The record is from RefSeq and is a predicted model, not a curated record. Lineage: Eukaryota; Metazoa; Chordata; Actinopteri; Blenniiformes; Blenniidae.